Bufo bufo (common toad) is the source of this 1074-nucleotide messenger RNA. It is a transcript of the gene ANXA10, whose product is annotated as annexin A10. NCBI's taxonomy places the organism in Eukaryota, Metazoa, Chordata, Amphibia, Anura, Bufonidae. The record is from RefSeq and is a predicted model, not a curated record. Gene Ontology annotation, molecular function: calcium-dependent phospholipid binding; calcium ion binding. The transcript has 12 exons. Gene Ontology annotation, cellular component: cytoplasm. The coding region runs from base 1 to 1074 and encodes 357 amino acids.
AUGGCAUCUGACUGUGCCAUACUCAAGAGAUACAACAGCUUCCUCGGAAGUGGAACACCAGUUUUCAUCUCCACUUCCACAGGAGGGACUGGAAGCUUGACAACAUCCAUGAGUCCAGUCCAGGGGACAAUAUUUCCAAACCCCAACUGUGAUCCAAUGAUGGACGCACAGCUCAUUGGAGGAGCUAUACAAGGAUUCGGUUGCGACAAGGACGUCUUGAUUGAUAUUCUUACCCAACGCAGCAGUGCACAAAGAACUAUGAUUGCAGAGGCCUAUGGCGGUUUGUAUGGCAAGAACUUGCUUGAAGAGUUGAGAGAAAAACUGGAUGGCCAUUUUAAGGACGUUAUGGUUGGCUUGAUGUACUCUCCACCAGCCUUUGACGCCCAUGAACUAUGGCAUGCUAUGAAGGGAGCUGGCACCGAUGAAAAUUGCCUUAUUGAUAUUUUAGUUUCAAGAACAAGUUCAGAUAUAUUUCAGUUGAAGGAAGCCUAUUUAUUGCAAUAUGGCAACAAUUUGGAUCAAGAGAUUUAUUCUGAAACCUCAGGGCAUUUUAGAGAUGCUUUAAUAAACUUAGCCCAGGGAGUAAGAGAGGAAGGAUAUGCAGAUCCUGGAAUGGCAGCUCAGGAUGCCAUGGUUCUGUGGGAAGCAUGUCAAAGAAGAACAGGGGAGCACAAAAACUUGAUGCAAAUGAUCUUAUGCAAUAAAGGCUACCAGCAGUUAUGGAUGGUUUUUCAGGAAUUUCAGAAUAUAUCCGGACAGGACAUAGCAGCAGCCAUUGAAGAAUGCUUCGAUGGAUACUUUCAGCAGCUACUCUUGGCAAUAGUGUCUUGUGUUCGAGACAGGCCAUCGUAUUUUGCGUACAGGUUGCACUCUGCAAUUCAUGAUUUUGGUUUCCACAAUAAAACAAUUAUAAGGACCAUCAUAGCUAGAAGUGAAAUAGAUCUCCUGACUAUUAGGCAGAAAUACAAGGAGAGAUGUGGAAAAUCCCUCCACCAUGACAUUAAGCACUUUGCUUCAGGACACUAUGAGAAGGCCUUGCUUGCAAUUUGUGCUGGUGAUGGACAAGACUAUUGA